Messenger RNA from Symbiodinium necroappetens, 379 nucleotides. The record is from the annotation of a GenBank genome assembly. Lineage: Eukaryota; Dinophyceae; Suessiales; Symbiodiniaceae.
GCUGUUCUCUGUCGAUGACUUGAUGAAGUCAUGGUUCAAGGACGACCGACUGCGAGCAAUCUUUACCUUCCAGACCCUCUACGUUGGCUUGACUCCCUACAAUUCCCCGGGGGCUCUCUGCUUGCUGGCGGGCACGGACCUCACGGAUGGUGUGUGGUACCCCGUGGGAGGGUGGCAGGGCGUGAAGAACACGCUCGCCUCCCUCGCAGAGGGCCACGGUGUGGAGAUAAAGACGGGUGCGGAGGUGGACGAGGUUCUGGUAGAGGGCGGCAAGGCUGUGGGCAUCCGCCUGAAAAGCGGAGAGGAAGAGAAGGCCGACGUCGUCGUGGUAAACGCCGACACGCCGUGGGCAUACAAGAACCUGCUUCACAAUGUACAG